CUUAAAAAGAAGAAAUGUUUUUGUAAUAGCAAAGUUCUUUUUUUUACAAAACAGCUUAUGAAACUGGAAAGUUUUUCCAGUGUUCCUCUUUUAUUUCAUUUGUUAAGUUCCUAGGCGAACAUCUGACAGCUCCACAUCAGAUCUCAGCAGCAUGAGUGGAUUAAAAGUCCUGGUGGUAAUAAUCUGUAUUUUGAGAGGUGCUGCCAAUGGCAAAUGGCUAAUAAGGAUGCCUAUGAAAAUAGAUGCGAUAAAUGGCUUCUGUGUUAUAAUUCCAUGUCAGUUUGAGAUCCCCGACUCAUUCAAACCAUCCCUAAACGAAUCUGUUGAGGCAAUUUGGAAAAUAACAAGCAUAGACGGGCCAAACGUGCUUAGUUCACAAAGUACAGUGCAGUCUUCUCUAAAAGGAAAUGUGAUUGGCAACAUCUUAGAGAAAAAUUGCACGACUAUGUUUCACAACGUUCCUGCUGGAUUCAGUGACACAUUAUUCUUUAGACUUCAGGGUCCUGAACCUCUCAAGUACACAUUUCAGCAAGGAGUAAACAUCACAGUCCAUAAAGACAUUCCCCCGCCUAUCUUGAGCCCAUAUGUUCAGGUGAUGGAAGUUUUAGAGGGCACCAGAUUGACACUAGCCUGUUCCACUGUGAUCAUAUGUCCCUCAAUCCAACCUCUGAUGAACUGGAACCCACAGCUUGGAGAACAGCUCACACCAGCCCUACAGGAGGGUGAAUUCGGACAAACAGUGUUGGUCUCCUCUCAGACAUUCAAUGUGACUCCUCUAAUCGACCACCUGAAAAUCUCCUGCUCUCUUUUGUACUCCUACGGUGCCAUAAGAUCAGCUGAAACCAACAUUACUCUUAGAGUGUUGUAUGCUCCCAAAAACACCAUAGCCCUGGUUAGUCCAUCGGAUCCAGCAUCUGAAGGCAAUGUGGUGAUGCUGAGCUGUCAUAGCGAUGCCAACCCUGCCGUCCAGCGCUAUGAGUGGUACAAAGAUAGUGGAUCUGGAAAGCUAGAAUUUCAAAAUCAAGGACAGACUCUAACAAUGAUAGCCAGAAGUACCGUUCAGGGUCUGUAUGUCUGCAAGGUCUACAACAGCCAUGGGACCGACCAGUCGAGGCCUGUCACUGUGGACAUAAAUAGUUGCCAGUGCUCCAUUACACCGUACAUUAUAUGUGGACUUCUGGCACUUUUCUUAAUUUUCAUCACUGCAGUGGAUUUGGUCAAAUACAAAAGCCUGUUAAAAAGACUUCAAGCAUUUGAAAAUUCACAAGAACCCAUAGCCUACGCCACCCUCCACGGGACCAGUGACUCGGUGUACAAUGAAAUACAGACAAGGGCCAGCAGAACUGAAGAUGACUAUGAAAACAGAAAUUUUGGUAAACCUCAUCCCAAGUAGGAGUUGUGACCUAGAAGGUUCCAAUCUGUCCUGAGGCCUGCAUGUCUCAAGCCAUUUUCCCCAGCAUUUUUGUUUCAUAUCUCUACUUUUGAAUGAAAUUACAAAAGUCCAAAUAAUUAAUCAAAUAAAAACGAUAGAACUGGUAUAA
Messenger RNA from Labeo rohita (rohu), 1541 nucleotides. Its product is annotated as myelin-associated glycoprotein. The record is from RefSeq and is a predicted model, not a curated record. The coding region runs from base 152 to 1393 and encodes 413 amino acids. The transcript is spliced from 10 exons. NCBI's taxonomy places the organism in Eukaryota, Metazoa, Chordata, Actinopteri, Cypriniformes, Cyprinidae.